CGAGCGGCGUCCGCCGUCGGAGCCGCAGCUCAGCCGCUCCGCCGGCUCCGGGGGCAAAGGCCAAGCCCAGGGCAAGGGCAGCCACGAUGGCCCUCUCCCUGAACCCCAUGGCCGUCUUCGGCGCCAUGGGCAGCAAGCGCGAGCUGCCCCCGCCGCCCUCCAAGACGCCCAAGAAGAAGCCAUUGAGCAACCGCGACCGCCAGACGCCGCCGGCCCGCGUGAAGACGCCCAAGUCAUCGUUGAGACCUAGAUCGUCCUCCUCGUCGCGGCCCAACAGUUCCGGAGCGGAAAUGAUGAAACUAAUCGACGACCUCGUGGAGUCGAUGCCGGCGCCACAUCAAGAAAUGUGUGUGCGCGUCAUGUCGCGCAUGGAUCCGAGUCACAGACGCGUCUUCACGGAGAUUUUGAGCGAGGUUGUUACUGAUGAGGACCAACAGUUGCGGGCUUUUUUUUGCUGCGAUUCGUUGUUGAGCAAGUACGGGCCUACGUCUUGCGAAGCGUUGGUUACUGCUUUUCAAGACGACGCCGAGGAAGCAGGGAUGAUCGUGGAUUUACACGCCUGCUUUGUUGAGGAGAGAUGGCGGGAACUGCCCGAACUACCUCGAGCGCAGCGGACUGAAUUGAUAGAUUUGAUGAGAAAGAUGACGCACGCGGAGCAGAAGAAGGUGGGACGGGCGUGUGGGAAGUUGUUGCCCAUGGUCUGCGUGCUACAGCUUUUGAAUGAACUGCCGCCGAAGUACUGUCCCUUAUGCAGGAUAAAGCACGCGCACGAGGAACAAUAUCUCCUGGAGCAAGGGCUAGAGGAGGAAACGAGUCAAAAUAAAUUGGCGUUACCGUUCACGCCCGACGUCUACUGCUUCGAGGAGCGGAGUGAGGACCCGUCCGAUGCCAACAGCAGUGAGUUGAGAAAGCUUGGCCUCGAGGAUUCGGAUGCUUGUGUCAUUUUCGACAAGAAGGGCUACAAUUUUCGCAUUGACACGGCUCGCAUAUGUCCCGAAUGUCGACGAGGUGUGUACGGUGUGAUGGCUCAUCUAGCCAAUGAUAGAGAAUACCACCACUUAACCGGUAAAAAAAAGUUCAAGCAGCUCGAGGCGCGCAUGGCGAAUGAAAAAGCGAGGGCGGCCUGGUGGACGGCGGAGCACCGUCGAAGUUUACUCCAUGUGGCCAUCAUCGCUUUGAAUGAAGUGCGCGAGAACGUCGAGACGCGGGCGGAACUUAAACGAAGACAGGCGGAGCAACGAGCGCGGCAGCUUUUGCUGGAUGACGCUGCGGAAGCGAAGGAGGUCGCCCGGUCAGCCGUGGUCGAUUAUACUAGAAGGAUCGCGGAGACGAUGAAAUCUAAAGAUAGAGAGGUGAUGGAGCGGCAACUCGCGCGGCGGGACUUGUAUUUCCGACUGCAGUCGGAGAAAGAAGCGCGUACUAAUUGUGCACCUCGGAAGGAGCGGUGGAGGAGAGAUGAGGUGCAGAACAACGGCAUCUCUUCCCGCAAGAGGGAGUUUUCUGAUGAUGGCGUGCCGCUGACGGCGGCGGCGGCGGCGGCGACGUUCGGGUUGACACCUCUCGUGGUGAGGGACGAGACGGAGGAAUUGCGAGCUUUUAGGCGGGAGGCCGCGGACUUUGAGCGGCGGUCGGACGCUUCUCGCAAAGCCUUCAGGGAACAUUCCGAGUCGAUAGCGAAGCGCGAGUUCUCCACCGACUGCGAGGGCUGGGUCCACGACGCGCUGAUGGUGGAUGACUUGCGGGAGAAGAAGCUCAAGCAGGAGCAGGCUGCUCGAGAAGCUAGAAUACGCGCCAGGAACGCCGAAAAGUUGCGGCUGAAGAAGUUGCGGGAGCAGUUCCGAGCGGAUGGCGUGAUCCGCGCCGCCGACGCGCGCAUCGCGGCUGAUGAAAUACAGAAGCGCAAGGUGCUGGAGGUGAAGCGCGAGGCGUCAGAAAGGACGCAGAUGUGCCUCGCGGAGGCGGACCAGAAGGUCGUUGAUGAGUACUGGGGCUUCCACCUCCAUAAGGAGCGGGAGUGGCGCCUCGCGGAGAUGGCUAGAUUGAUCUACCAGCUCCGGCUGGACACGACGAACGAAGUUAUGCGGAAGACGGAAUCCGUCAAGCCCUUCUUCGAGGACGAGGUGGAAAGGAAGAAGCCUCCCAGUGCGGCGCCGGUCGACCCAUUUGAAGGAAGGGGGCCGCCGAUCUACAAGAUCUAAUACUACUGUUGUUUACUUACUUCAUAUAUACACGGUCC
Messenger RNA from Pelagomonas calceolata, 2236 nucleotides. NCBI's taxonomy places the organism in Eukaryota, Pelagophyceae, Pelagomonadales, Pelagomonadaceae. The record is from the annotation of a GenBank genome assembly.